This is a messenger RNA of Periconia digitata, 1466 nucleotides long. Lineage: Eukaryota; Fungi; Ascomycota; Dothideomycetes; Pleosporales; Periconiaceae. The record is from the annotation of a GenBank genome assembly.
CCCAUGACCUUCAAGCUUGUUAUCUGAACCGUGAAGCAGAACCAAGAGAAAGACAAAAUAUGGGGAACGACACCGAGGAUGGAAAACCGCAUGAAGAUUCACCGCCCGCUGCGGUUGGAUUUUGGGAUCCGUCGUUGAAGCAUGUUCGAAAUCGCGCAUUCGGAAAAUGGCUUGUCACAACUGCCAUCUUGAUGGCAUUCAUAUUAAGUGUGCUAUCACUCUAUUGGGGCGUGUUCUUUCAAGUCCAAAAUCGGUUACCGCAUCUCUCGAUCUAUGUUGUGGAUUUUGAUGGGCAAGCUCCAUACGAUACGAACGAGCCCUUUGUUGGACCUACCAUUACUCGACUGGCAGAACAAAUGGUUAAUUCCGAUGAGCCAACACUAGGAUUCAGUAUCCGAUCUCCAGCAGAAUUUAACAACGACCCAAUUCAAGUCAGACAAGCGGUCUACAACUUCGAUACCUGGGCCGCCAUCAUCAUCAAUGCGAACGCGACUUCGCUUCUUUACUCUGCGAUCGAGACGGGGAAUACAUCGUAUGAUCCUCUUGGUGCCUGCCAGCUAGUAUAUCAAGACGCGCGGGAUGACACCAACUGGUUCGACUUCAUCCUCCCAAUAAUGAGCAGUUUCAUGACCGAAGCCCAAAGCAAAGUAGGCCAGCAAUGGGCUCAAAUCGCCCUCGGCGCCGCUUCCAACAAUCUCACUACUCUCUCUAACAUGCGAUCGACACCGCAAGCUCUCAACCCAGCCAUAGGCUUCUCAGAAUAUAACCUUCGCCCUUUCUUCCCAUACACCGCCAUCCCCGCAGUCAGCAUCGGCCUCAUCUACUUAAUCAUCAUCUCCUUCUUCUCCUUCUCCUUCUACCUCCCGAUCCACAUGCAGUACCUCAAUCCGAAAAACCAUCCGCCGCUUAAGUUCUACCAGCUAAUUAUCUGGCGCUGGUGCGCCACUAUCACCGCGUAUAUUUUUCUUUCGCUGGCAUACUCGUUUAUAUCGAUGGCAAUGCAGAUCAACUUUACGACUACGAACCCGGUCACGUCGCAGACGCAGGUCACUGAGACGGCGUACGGGAACCCAAUCUCGUAUGGAAACGGCACAUUCCCUGUGUAUUGGAUGUUGAACUUUUGGGGAAUGGUUGCGCUGGGGUUGGCGUGUGAGAAUGUGGCUAUGGUUGUUGGGGCGCCGUGGAUGGGGAUGUGGUUGAUCUUUUGGGUCAUCUCGAAUGUGUCGACAGCUUUCUAUGACAUCGAAAUCGCACCUGGGUUUUAUCAGUGGGGUUACGCAUGGCCUUUACACUCCGUUGUUGAGGGAAGUCGCUCAAUCUUGUUCGACCUACAUUCACGUAUCGGACUGGACUUUGGGAUUUUGAUCGCUUGGGGCGCGGUAAAUACGCUGUUCUUCCCUUUCUGUUGCUGGUUCCAACGCUGGAAGAGUCAAAGAGGAGUUCACGAAUAUUGGCCUAUGGAAUGA